Messenger RNA from Equus quagga, 2379 nucleotides. RefSeq names its product serine/threonine-protein kinase MRCK alpha-like. The record is from RefSeq and is a predicted model, not a curated record. The transcript is spliced from 16 exons. Gene Ontology annotation, molecular function: protein serine/threonine kinase activity. Lineage: Eukaryota; Metazoa; Chordata; Mammalia; Perissodactyla; Equidae. Gene Ontology annotation, biological process: peptidyl-threonine phosphorylation; actomyosin structure organization. Gene Ontology annotation, cellular component: cytoplasm; cytoskeleton; actomyosin. Bases 1 to 2379 code for a protein of 792 amino acids.
AUGACUUUCCCCGAGGACAAGGAGGAAGAGAAGUCAGGGCUACGCAGAUCCCACCAGGUGGUCACGGGUUGCCCAAGAGUCCCCUCUUCCUGCUCCACUGGUGGAGACCGGGUUCAAAGGAAGCAGCCAGACACUUGCCGUAGUUCACUUUUCGGCACAGUGAACAAGUGUAACCCUUUGCUGACUGACCACCCUUCGGUGCUUGGAGCUCAGGUGCUUGGUGCCCUCAGCAUCGGGGAUGAAAAGGAUGUCCAGGGCUUGACCUUAGAAAUAACCAAAGAAGUGGAGUCUUUUAGAAAUUCCAGCUUGGUCACAGGAGCAAGAGUGAGCGUCAGUCACAGCCCAGGAAGGCUCACAGAAUGGAAAAAAGAACAGAACGCGCUGGGGGCGAUGCAGCGGUUUGAUAAACGGGACGCGUCAGCGAUGCUCACGUGGGAGUCGGCCCUGCACAGAGAUCAGACUUCCAGGCAGGCCCUCCCCGAGGCCGCCGCGGUCGCUCUGGCCUGUAAAAUGAAAGCCAAAGAGAAGUGCCAAUCCGACCUGUGGUUAGAAAUUGAACACCUGAAUAAGGGUGAGGAGCUCGGAUCUAACAGGACUGAUGCGAUUGAGAACAUGUUUGAACAGAAUUUAAAGAUCAAGUUUUACAUCAGUUCCAGGUCCACAUCUCCGUCCUCACCCAGUGGAGACGAAGCCAACCUAGUUAAGAAUAAGACUCACCAGUUUUUCCUCAUGUCCUUUACUGCCCCCACCAAGUGUCACCAGUGCACGUCUCUGAUGGUGGGUUUGAUAAGACAAGGCUGCAUCUGUGACGAAAAAGCUCCAAGAGCUUGUCCAGUGCCUUUUCAGCAGAAGAAAGGCGCCCUCUGUCUAGACUUACAGAAAGGCAUGGGAACAGCCUAUGAAGGCCACGUCUGGAUCCCCAAAAAAACAGGAGUGGAAAAAGGAUGGCAGAGAGCACUGGCUAUAGCUUGUGACUUCAAACUCUUCCUGUAUGACGUGGAUGAAGAAAAAGACUCAAAACCCAACGUUGUAGUGAGUCAGUCGAUCGACAUGAGGGACAGAGCAUUUUCUGUCAGUCCUGUCUGGUCCUCUGAUUUUAUUCCGGGAAAGAAAAAGGAAAUGCUCCGUAUGUUUAAAGUCACAGCUUCCCAGCUCUCAGCACCUAGUAAUAGAUAUUCAAUUCCAAUAUUAGCGGAUAGCGAGAAUGAGAGGAGUGAGUGGGUGCGAGUGCUGAGCGAAUUGCACGAGAUACUGAGGAAACGUCAUUCCGGGGACCGCUCUGUCUACAUUCUGAAAGAGGCUUGUGAUAGCAGUCUACCCCUGAUCAAAACCACCCAGACAGCGACAAUCAUAGAUCACAAAAGAAUCGCUCUGGGAAAUGAAGAAGGGUUGUUCAUUGUGCACGUUACCAUAGAUGAAAUUAUCCGAGUUGGUGACAUGAAGCAUAUUCAUCAGAUUGAGCUCAUCCCUCAUGGCCAGAUGGUUGCAGUGAUCUCAGGGAGACGUCACCAUGUGCAACUGUUUCCUAUGUCAGCUUUGGAUGGACGAAAGACUGAUGUUCACAAGCUGGUAGAAACCAAAGGGUGCCAGACCAUGACUUCUGGAACAGUGUGCCAAGGAGCCCAUACAUGCCUCUGUGUAGCUCGGAAAAGCCAUGUCUUCUGUUAUGAGCUGUUUCAAAGCAAGAAAAUUUCUCACAGAAAAUUUAAAGAGCUCCAAACGCCAACCAAUGUCCAGUGGAUGGCCAUCUUCGGUGAACAGCUUUGUAUAGGAUUCCAGUCAGGAUUCCUGAGAUAUCCUUUGAAGAGAGAAGGAAUCCCAUACAGGAUGCUCCACUCACACGACCCUACACUGUCGUUUAUUGCACGUCAACCAGUGGAUGCUCUCUGUGCAAUUGAGAUCUCCAGUAUUGAAUAUCUGUUAUGUUUUAAGAGCAUUGGAAUUUACACUGACAGCAGGGGCCUCAGAUCCAGGCCAGCUGAACUGAUGUGGCCAGCAACUCCAACGUACUGCCGUUACAAUGCCCCAUAUCUCUCAGUGUACAGUGAAAAUGCAGUGGACAUCUUUGACGUGAACUCCACGGAAUGGAUCCAGACCGUCCCCCUCAAGAAGGUUCGACCCUUGAAUAGUGAAGGAUCCCUAAAUAUUUUACAUUUGGAGACAAUUAGAUUAAUAUAUUUCAAAAAUAAGAUGACAAAUGGAGAUGAACUUGUAUUUCCCGAAUCAGAUGAUCGUCAGAAGCAAGCAAGUGUUCCCCCCGCCUCGACAGCAAGCGGCGUUAUUCCUUCCGCGUUCCCAAGGGGAAAGGGCUGCCGCCGAAGGCGCUGUGACCCCCGACCUGUCACAGGGGACCGGGAGGACCACUCGAGGACCACGUGA